Messenger RNA from Labrus bergylta (ballan wrasse), 1654 nucleotides. RefSeq names its product SPO11 initiator of meiotic double stranded breaks (gene spo11). NCBI's taxonomy places the organism in Eukaryota, Metazoa, Chordata, Actinopteri, Labriformes, Labridae. Gene Ontology annotation, biological process: meiotic DNA double-strand break formation; reciprocal meiotic recombination; meiotic DNA double-strand break processing. Gene Ontology annotation, molecular function: DNA binding; ATP binding; DNA topoisomerase type II (double strand cut, ATP-hydrolyzing) activity. Gene Ontology annotation, cellular component: nuclear chromosome. The record is from RefSeq and is a predicted model, not a curated record.
AGUGUAAUUUCUCAGCAGGCUGUCGGUUGUUUACACGAUGGGAUCCCGAGUGGCAGAGCUGUUUUCCGAAGUUGACAAGCUCCGAGCCGAACUGUUGGACAACGUCGAAUUGACGAGAGACUGUCGACGUGUUGAAGAAGAAAUAAAGCACAGGGACAUUUUGACACGCAUUGAAAAUGUAGUUCUUGGAAUAGUGACAAGUCUGUCCAAAGAUGAGGCCCCUGUCCUGGCUCUGCCAAACAGAUCCAGCUGGGCCAAUGUCAGUUUCGACAGUGCCGUCGGGCUUCAGAUGUGUUCAGAAAGCUCCGUCACCACCAUUAGGAGCGACUGUGCUUCGUCUGUCACUAAAUUUGCACAAAUUCUGAAGAUUCUGAUGGUCAUCUACAAACUUGUGCAGAGCAACUCCUAUUCUACAAAAAGAGACAUCUAUUACAACGACACACAGCUGUUUGGUUCACAGAAGACUGUAGACAGUAUAGUGGAUGAUAUUUCCUGCACGCUAAAGGUCCCUCGCAGAGCUCUACAUGUGUUGGCGACGUCCAAAGGAUUGAUCUCAGGCGAUCUGUGUUAUUUGGAGGAGGAUGGUACAAGGAUCGACUGCCGCUCUAGCUCCGCCGCUGUUGCUGUUUCGUCUAAUAUUGGUGGAAUAAGAAAUAUUGUGUCAUCUGCAAAGUUUGUCUUGAUCGUGGAAAAGGACGCCACGUUUCAGAGACUACUGGACAAUGACUUCUGCACAAAGCUCUCCCCCUGCAUCAUCAUCACAGGUAAAGGUGUGCCAGAUGUGAACAGCAGGUUGAUGGUGAGAAAGCUGUGGGACACGCUGCUCGUCCCCAUCUUCGCUCUGGUGGAUGCUGACCCUCAUGGGAUUGAGAUCAUGUGCAUCUACAAGUACGGAUCAGUGUCCUUGUCGUUUGAGGCCCACAGCCUGACCGUCCCCAGUGUUAUGUGGCUAGGCCUCCUCCCCUCUGACCUACAGAGGCUGCGGGUUCCAGAGGAUGCUCUGAUCCCCCUCACAAAGAGAGAUGAAAACAAACUCAGCAGCCUCCUCAGAAGGCCGUACUUAACCAGCCAACCAGCCUGGCAGAAAGAGAUGGAAAUGAUGCAGCAGAGUAAGGUCAAGGCUGAAAUACAGUCCCUGGCCUCUAUUGUGCCCGAUUUCCUCACCAGCAUCUACCUGCCAAAUAAGCUGCGCUACGGCGGCUGGGUAUGAGCACAAUGCUGCCACGUAGUGGAAUAUUAGCAGAACUACUAUGGCUGGUUGCAAAACUGAAGAAAGCUGUGUAUGCAAUUGUCCUGUCUGACCUUGUCUGACUGAUUGAAAUGUGAAAUUGGUUUGGUUUUCAAUGUUUUCAUAUUUGUGAGUGUUUGUGUGUUGUGGUUGCUAAUUGGGUUUCAAACAUGCCUCAACUUAUAAUUAAAACAAUUCUUUUCCAGUGAUCAGCCAGAACACUUUAAAAAAAAAUGUAUCAAAGAUGUUUGGACCUGCGGUUGCAAAGUGUUGGAACACACUAUCAGUUUCAUUUAUGGAUUUAAUUAUUUUAAUAUUGUUUCAGCAAUGUCUGGCAUGAUUUACAACAACUGAAUGCAUUUGAUUAAGCUCUUUUACAUAUUCAAAGCCAGCAGAUGUGGAUGAUGAUUAAAAGGUUUAGGCUUG